AUGAGCAUCCCCAGCGGAGGCCACAAUCCCGCUUUUGGCCACAACGGCCCUCCUCCCCCAGGCACGACGCGCACCGUCCAGCCGCUCGUCUACUACGCUAUCCCCCGGGUGGGUGUUUUCCCUCGUACCCCACCGAUGGCGUGCUAUUAUCCCGGCUACGGCCCUCCGCCUCCUUACGCGGCGGCACCUUACGCGGCACCUUACGCAGCACUAUACCCGGCAGCAGCCCCUGCGCUCGGUGCCACGUACGCCAUCGACGGGCGAGGCCAAGUCUACCAAUACAUCUCGGGCUUCAACGGCUCCGGCCGCUACCCCCAGCCCGCCCCGCCCGUCGACCCAACCUUCCCCGCAGCAAACCUCAUCAACAGCACGGGCGGCGCCGGCGCCGAGCCGGGCUACAACUACUUCUUCCCGACGCGGCACGCCAAGGUGGCUGUGCUGAAGUGCCCGAGCCCGCCGUGGAAGGUGCCGCCCGGCACGGUGCCGGGCGUCGACGACCAGAUGCACAAGACGCACAUCCCCGCGAACGUGACGAUCGCCGAGAUCCUGGCGGGCUUCGGCUGCCAGAAUCCGGACAAGGCCAAGAACCAGCUGUGGGAGGUCUACGAGCAAGGGGGCGGGCGCUGGGGCUGGAGGGAGCAUAUCACGGGCGACGACGAGGUCAUGACCGCGCGGACGGUGCUGGAUAUGGGCUGGUGCGAGGUUAGGAAUGGGGAUUUGCCUGUUACGUAUCUGUGGUUGUCGAAGACCUGA
Molecule: messenger RNA, 753 nt
Organism: Chaetomium strumarium
Lineage: Eukaryota; Fungi; Ascomycota; Sordariomycetes; Sordariales; Chaetomiaceae
Exons: 2
Coding region: 1-753 (250 amino acids)
Source: RefSeq, a predicted model, not a curated record